UUGUUUUGAGUUUUCAUUGGAUUGAAUUUUUUUAUCAUUUGAUUGAAAACAGAUUUUAGAUUUAAUUUUUGUUUCUCUUGGUGCUUUUAUUGUGCUUCGUUUUUUACUCAUCAUGAAUGGAAAAAAGUUCUUGGGGGUAGUUUCAGUUUGCAAGAAUUUUUACCGAACGGCAAGAGGUAAACAUUGGAAUCCUGGACCUAAACAGUAUUGGAACCGAGGAAUUCCCAAUUUUGAUUGGAGAGUAGAACGAGGCAGGAAGAUCGCUCUUCCCAAAGAUUAUCUAACAAUGAUGGACAAAUAUCGAGAGAAUAAACCAGAAGAUAUUACUCCCGAAGAGAGAAGGACAAUGUUCAAAGAACAAGGUAUCGCCCCUGCAAGAGAUUGGAAUGAAGAAUCCAUGUUUCUUUCAUGUUCAGCAAGUAUCAUGGAACCAUUUGUACCCCCUGAAGGUGAUGGAAAAGCCUCUCUGUUGUCAAUUGAGAGAAGUAAACAAGAAUCAAAGAAAGUCGCUUCGAAAGGAAAAUCAAUGAUGGCUUUGAGGAAAAUUCGAACGUUUUUGGAAUAUUUCGACCCAGGAGUCUUUCCAUCUGAAGCGUUAGAAAUUUAUAAAAAAGCUCACCAAUGUUUAGCUGAUCGAGACGAUGAAGAAAUUUUCGAAUACAUUACCGAGAAAUGUUACCCAGAAAUGACUCGUUACGUUGAUUGUAAAACACUUCGAUGGCAAUUUAUUAAGAGCAAUGAACCUCCUCGAGUAGUUCAUGUUCGAUAUAUUGAUGGACAAGAUACUGGAUCUCAAUUCGGUCAAGUUACCGUUCGCUUCAAUUCAGCUCAAACUUUAGCAAUUUACGAUCGAUUUGGUCGUUUAAUUUUCGGUGAUGAAUCAGUAGUCAAAAAUAUACUCGAAUACAUUGUCUUCGAAAAUCAUGUCGCUAAUAUUUACGGAAAAUGGAGGAUCCAUGGUAAGAUUAUUCCCGAUUGGAUGCCACCUCGAAGUCCAAUUCCUAAAACGUUUGUAAUGCCCGAUAUUCCCGAAGAAGAGAAAGAGGAAGAAACUAAAUCAGAUUCGGAAAAAUCGACAGAAAUUUCUGAUUCAACUAAUCAAAAAUUAGCAACUGCUUAGGUUAGAAAUUUAAUUUAAUUUUAUAACCACAAAUUUCAUGUGUAUAAUUAUGUAAAAAAUAAUACAAAUUAAAUUAGUUAAUCACUAAAGUCAAA
Molecule: messenger RNA, 1215 nt
Organism: Panonychus citri (citrus red mite)
Lineage: Eukaryota; Metazoa; Arthropoda; Arachnida; Trombidiformes; Tetranychidae
Gene: mRpL45
Product: probable 39S ribosomal protein L45, mitochondrial
Exons: 2
Coding region: 113-1120 (335 amino acids)
Cellular component (GO): mitochondrion
Source: RefSeq, a predicted model, not a curated record